This is a messenger RNA of Canariomyces notabilis, 716 nucleotides long. RefSeq lists its product as uncharacterized. The coding region runs from base 101 to 613 and encodes 170 amino acids. The record is from RefSeq and is a predicted model, not a curated record. Lineage: Eukaryota; Fungi; Ascomycota; Sordariomycetes; Sordariales; Chaetomiaceae. The transcript has a single exon.
UCGGGGCGGGAGCGUCUUGCACUGCCGGACGAGUGAUGGCAAGCCGCAUCGGCAGUUGUAUCACUCAGCACGGAUACCACGAAUUCAUGACGUUCUUGGUAUGGGGAUACAGGAAGAGCGUCCUGGAAAUGCUGGACUUGUCGGCCCGUUGCAAGGUCUUUUGUCUCGUCACUGUGGUGAUGCUGACGGCGAGUUCGCUGAUCCGGUCGAAGUAAUGGAUUUUUGGAGAGAGCUUUCUCAAGCAACUUCCAUCCUGCAGCGACUCCCGAACAAGACCAAACACCUACUGCUGGUGUCCACCACAGAACGGUCAGAACCACAUGUUGUUUGUGUCAAGGGCGUGGUACGCGUCGCCGCGGUCCCAGAUUGGUUUCCAGCUCGACGCGCCCGCCGUUCUGCUGGGUCAACCACCCCAUGGACGACGUCGAGAGACUCGUGGUCGGCACUACCGGUGCGGAGGUGUGGGAUUGAAAAUCCAGUGAGUCGAAGAUUGUUGCGGGUUGGUGACACGGGCCGCCUGAAGCUAAGAGUUGGCCUCGAUGACCUGCAAGAGUCACAGGCCUUCCGCUGCGCCGCUCAAGACAUUUGGCACAUCGUGGGCAACUGUGGAUAAGUGCCUGAGUAUCCGCUCCAUCCUGUUCCUUGAUGGAGUCCGGCUGGGAGUUAAACACGUUGAUCUCGUUAAUCACUGUUUUGUUCCCAACGACUCACUGGUA